UGGUGCAACCCGGAGAGACCUGGCUGUAUACUUUCUCUUUUCCUCUCCCCUCCCUUCCAUCAGUGGAAGACAGGGGUACAGGCCGGGCCAUGAGGCUUCCCUUAAUCCUGGCUAUUAUCUCGGCCAUUCCGGUCACUGUUCAGCUAUUGGACACGAGGCAAUUCUUAAUAUACAAUGAAGACCACAAGCGGUGUGUGGAUGCUCUAAGUGCCAGCUCAGUUCAGACAUCAAGUUGCAACCCAGAAGCUGAAUCCCAGAAAUUCCGCUGGGUGUCGGAAUCACAGGUUAUGAGUGUCUCUUUCAAAUUAUGCUUGGGAGUGUCAUCAAAAACCGACUGGGCCUCAGUCACUCUGUAUGCCUGUGACUCAAAAAGCGAAUUUCAGAAAUGGGAGUGCAAAAAUGACACACUCUUUGGAAUCAAGGGCACAGAGUUGUAUUUUAAUUAUGGCAACAGGCAAGAAAAGAAUAUCAAGCUUUAUAAAGGUUCUGGUUUGUGGAGCAGAUGGAAGGUCUACGGAACCACAGAUGACUUGUGCUCCAGGGGUUAUGAAGCCAUGUACUCCUUACUGGGCAAUGCAAAUGGAGCCAUCUGUGCAUUUCCAUUCAAGUUUGAAAACAAGUGGUACGCAGACUGCACCAGUGCUGGGCGCUCAGAUGGAUGGCUCUGGUGUGGAACCACCACUGACUAUGACGCUGACAAGCUGUUUGGAUUUUGUCCAUUGCAAUUUGAGGGCAGCGAGAGGUUAUGGACUAAAGACCCAUUGACCGGCAUUCUUUACCAGAUAAACUCUGGGUCUGCCUUAACCUGGCAUCAGGCAAGGGAAAGCUGCAAACAGCAGAAUGCCGAGCUCUUGAGUAUCACGGAGAUUCACGAGCAAACAUACCUGACAGGAUUGACUAGUUCCUUGAGCUCAGGACUCUGGAUUGGACUCAACAGCCUGAGUUUCAGCAGUGGUUGGCAGUGGAGUGGAGGCAGCCCGUUCCGAUAUCUGAACUGGCUACCUGGAAGUCCAUCAUCUGAACCUGGAAAGAGCUGUGUGUCACUAAACCCUGGAAAAAAUGCAAAGUGGGAGAAUCUGGAAUGUGUUCAGAAGCUGGGCUACAUUUGUAAAAAGGGCAACAACACUUUGAAUCCAUUUAUUAUUCCCUCAGCAAGUGAUGUACCUACUGGCUGCCCUAGUCAGUGGUGGCCUUAUGCUGGCUACUGCUACAAGAUCUAUAGGGAAGAGAAGAAGAUCCAGAGAUACGCCUUGCAAGCCUGUCGGAAGGAAGGAGGUGACCUGGCAAGUAUCCACAGCAUCGAGGAAUUUGACUUCAUCUUCUCCCAGCUAGGAUAUGAGCCACAUGAUGAGCUGUGGAUUGGUUUAAAUGACAUCAAGGUUCAAAUGUACUUUGAGUGGAGCGAUGGGACCCCAGUGACAUUUACCAAAUGGCUUCGUGGAGAACCGAGCCAUGAGAACAACAGGCAGGAGGACUGCGUGGUGAUGAAGGGCAAGGAUGCGUACUGGGCAGACAGAGCCUGUGAGCAACCACUUGGUUACAUCUGUAAGAUGGCAUCCCAAGCCCAUGCUCCAGCACCAGCCGAGGCAGAAAGAGGCUGCCGGAAAGGCUGGAAAAGGCAUGGUUUUUACUGCUACUUCAUUGGACACACCCCUGCAACAUUUGCUGAUGCAAACCAGACAUGCACAAAUGAGAAAGCUUAUUUAACAACGGUUGAAGACAGAUAUGAACAAGCAUUCCUGACUAGUUUGGUUGGAUUGAGGCCUGAAAAGUAUUUCUGGACGGGACUUUCAGAUGUCCAAAACAAAGGGGUAUUUCGAUGGACCGUGGAAGAGCAGGUGCAGUUCACACACUGGAAUGCCGACAUGCCAGGAAGAAAGACAGGGUGUGUUGCCAUGAAAACUGGGGUGGCAGGUGGUUUAUGGGACAUUUUGAAAUGUGAAGAAAAGGCAAAAUUUGUGUGCAAACAUUGGGCAGAAGGAGUGACUCGCCCACCAGAGCCCACAACAACUCCUGAACCCAAAUGCCCGGAAGACUGGGGUACCACCAGCAAAACCAGCAUGUGCUUCAAGCUGUACGCAAAAGGAAAACACGAGAAGAAAACAUGGUUUGAGUCUCGAGAUUUUUGCAGAGCAAUAGGUGGCGAGCUGGCAAGUAUUAAGAAUAAAGAUGAACAACAGGUGAUCUGGAGGCUGAUUACGGCCAGUGGAAGCUACCAUGAGCUGUUUUGGUUGGGACUGACCUAUGGAAGUCCUUCAGAGGGGUUCACCUGGAGUGAUGGUUCUCCUGUUUCCUAUGAAAAUUGGGCUUAUGGUGAGCCAAAUAAUUACCAAAAUGUUGAGUACUGUGGUGAACUGAAAGGAGACCCUGGUAUGUCCUGGAAUGAUAUUAACUGUGAACACCUCAACAACUGGAUUUGUCAGAUACAAAAAGGAAAAACAUUACUAGCUGAGCCCACACCUGCACCUCAAGACAAUCCACCAGUUACUGCAGAUGGGUGGGUCAUUUACAAAGACUACCAGUAUUAUUUUAGCAAAGAGAAGGACACCAUGGACAACGCACGGGCAUUUUGCAAGAAGAAUUUUGGUGAUCUUGCUACAAUUAAAAGUGAAAGUGAAAAGAAGUUCCUGUGGAAAUAUAUGAACAAGAAUGGCGCACAGUCACCAUAUUUUAUUGGCUUGUUGAUCAGCUUGGAUAAGAAGUUCAUUUGGAUGGAUGGAAGCAAAGUAGAUUUUGUGGCUUGGGCUACAGGGGAGCCCAACUUCGCAAACGACGACGAAAACUGUGUAGUGAUGUACACAAAUUCAGGUUUCUGGAAUGACAUCAACUGUGGUUUUCCAAAUAACUUCAUCUGCCAGCGACAUAACAGCAGCAUCAAUGCCACUGCCAUUCCCACCACACCCCCGACACCGGGUGGCUGCAAGGAAGGUUGGCAUUUGUACAACAACAAGUGCUUAAGGAUUUUUGGAUUUGCUGAAGAGGAGAAAAAAAAUUGGCAAGAGGCACGAAAAACUUGCAUAGGAUUUAAAGGAAACCUAGUGUCCAUACAGAAUGCGAAGGAGCAAGCAUUUAUUACCUAUCACAUGAAAGAUUCCACUUUUAAUGCCUGGAUUGGGCUAAAUGAUGUCAAUUCAGAACACACGUUCCUUUGGACAGAUGGACGAGGAGUUCAUUAUACAAACUGGGGGAAAGGUUACCCUGGUGGAAGAAGAAGCAGCUUGUCUUACGAAGAUGCUGACUGUGUUGUUAUGAUUGGUGGCAAGUCUCGAGAGGCAGGGGCGUGGAUGGAUAACACUUGUGACAGUAAGCAAGGCUAUAUAUGCCAGACACAGCCUGACCCUUCCUUGCCUGUUUCUCCAACCACAGUCCCAACAGAUGGCUUUGUUACAUAUGGUAAAAGCAGCUAUUCCCUCAUGAAAGUGAAGUUACCAUGGCAUGAAGCAGAGAAAUAUUGCAAGGAUCAUACUUCCCUGCUUGCUAGCAUUCUAGACCCCUACAGUAAUGCAUUUGCAUGGAUGAAAAUGCACCCAUUUAAUGUACCCACAUGGAUUGCCCUGAACAGCAACUUGACUAAUAAUGAGUAUACGUGGACUGAUAAAUGGAGGGUGAGGUACACUAACUGGGCUGCUGAUGAGCCCAAGCUGAAGUCAGCAUGCGUCUACAUGGAUGUUGAUGGCUACUGGAAGACAUCGUACUGCAAUGAAAGCUUUUAUUUUCUCUGCAAAAAAUCAGAUGAAACCCCUGCUACUGAACCUCCACAACUGCCUGGUAAGUGCCCAGAGUCAGAGCAGACGGCAUGGAUUCCUUUUCACAGCCACUGCUACUAUAUCGAGUCUUCAUUUACAAGGAAUUGGGGCCAGGCUUCCCUGGAAUGUCUCCGAAUGGGUGCCUCCCUGGCUUCCAUCGAAACGGCUGCUGAAUCCAGUUUUCUGUCAUAUCGUGUUGAACCACUUAAAAGUAAAACCAAUUUUUGGAUAGGCAUGUUCCGAAAUGUUGAAGGGAAGUGGCUUUGGUUGAAUAAUAAUCCUGUCUCCUUUGUCAACUGGAAUACGGGCGAUCCCUCUGGUGAACGGAAUGAUUGUGUAGUUUUAUCUUCAUCUUCUGGGUUUUGGAAUAAUAUCCACUGUACUUCCUACAAAGGAUUUAUUUGUAAAAUGCCAAAAAUUGUUGACCCCAUGGCUACACAUUCAUCCAUCACAACGAAAGCUGACCAAAGGAAGAUGGAUCCUCAACCCAAGAGGUCUUCCAGAACGGCUGGAGUAGUCAUUGUGGUCCUCCUGAUUCUGAUGGGUGCUGGCGUUGCUGCUUAUUUCCUUUAUAAGAAAAGGCGUGUGCUGAACAUACCUCAAGAGGCCACCUUUGAAAACACUCUUUACUUUGACAGUCAUCAGAGUCCAGGAGUAAGUGACACAAAAGAUCUCAUGGGCAACAUCGAACAGAAUGAGCAUGCGGUCAUCUAGCACCGAACUGCAACUGUCUUCUAUUUUAAUUUCAUGAAGUUUUAACUAAAGUCUUCAGUUUGUUACUGCAGUGUGAUUGUCUCUUUUAAAAUUAGUACUGGGUUGCCCCAGUCUGUCUUCUUUCUUCAUCUCAUGGAGACAACAAUUGCUCAUUUUCUAGUCUGGCGAGAUUUGUUUCUUUUCUUUUC
Onychomys torridus (southern grasshopper mouse) is the source of this 4648-nucleotide messenger RNA. RefSeq names its product mannose receptor C-type 1 (gene Mrc1). The coding region runs from base 90 to 4460 and encodes 1456 amino acids. NCBI's taxonomy places the organism in Eukaryota, Metazoa, Chordata, Mammalia, Rodentia, Cricetidae. Gene Ontology annotation, molecular function: signaling receptor activity. The transcript has 30 exons. The record is from RefSeq and is a predicted model, not a curated record.